AUGUAGCUGCUUAAAAUUGCAAUAAUUUAUUAAGAUUAAAUAGAAAUAAGCUAAAUUCAAUCAUAUUUAAUGAUUAUUAGUAAUUGCAAAAGAAAUACAAGAAUACUUUUCUUAACUAAAUUAAUUGCUAUUACAUACAAAUUAGACUUCUUAUUGAUCAAAUUUUUAUAUUUGCAAAUUUCAUUCAUUAGUAAAAAAGAGUUAAAUAUUAAAAAAUAAAUAAUGGAAAACAGAGCACAUCAAAGAGCAUACCCUUAGCAAGUUAUAGAAGAAUAUUCUCCAUCUAUCCCAAAAGAAUUUCCAAAAGAUAAAAUACCAAAAAAUCUUUGUGAAAAAGAAUUAGUUAAGAUGAUUAGAUGUGAAAGAAUAUUCUAAACUAAUUAUUCAUGCGUUGAAGACUAUGAAGCCUUUGUUCAAUGUAAAAAGCAAAGAGAUUUGGAACUUUUCAAGUCAAUUAAAGAAUGGGAAAUAGAUCAUUUUAAAAAAUUAUAGCCUAAAUUAAGAAAGUUAUACUUCCAAGGUCUAACUUUCAAGAAAGAUAGAUUAAAGUAGGACUACGAAAGAAUACCUUCAAGUUUUAGCUAUUAAAAUAGAUAAUGGAGAUUUAUGUCUGAUAUAGAAUAAAUUGAAUGGAGACUUGGCUACUUAUUACCAAUUAGAGAUUAAUAAUGA
Messenger RNA from Tetrahymena thermophila SB210, 672 nucleotides. RefSeq lists its product as hypothetical. The record is from RefSeq and is a predicted model, not a curated record. The transcript is spliced from 3 exons. Lineage: Eukaryota; Ciliophora; Oligohymenophorea; Hymenostomatida; Tetrahymenidae.